Messenger RNA from Ostreococcus lucimarinus CCE9901, 1011 nucleotides. RefSeq lists its product with no specific name. The transcript has a single exon. NCBI's taxonomy places the organism in Eukaryota, Viridiplantae, Chlorophyta, Mamiellophyceae, Mamiellales, Bathycoccaceae. The record is from RefSeq and is a predicted model, not a curated record. The coding region runs from base 1 to 1011 and encodes 336 amino acids. Gene Ontology annotation, molecular function: protein binding.
AUGCCGAACAUCUCGGGGAUCUCGGGCGUGAGCGAUUUACAAGCCGUGACGGGUAAUCACGGUAACGUGUACCUGUUCGGCGGAAUCGACACCGCGGGAACCGUGCUCGAUCGGGUGUUGGAGUACGACGUGAUUCGUCAGACGUACGCCACGAAGCUGCCGCUCGACGACGCGCGGGCGCGCUUCGGCGCGGGCGCGCUCACGAGUGCUUCGACGGGACUCGUCGAUCGAAUCGUCGUCGCGGGCGGCGUCGAUUCGACUCAAAACGCGAUUAAAACGGCCGAGUAUUACGAUCUCUCUACUGGUCGUUCCGCGGCGCCGGGCCUGAGCUACGAUCACAUGGACGGUUGCAUGGCGAGCACCGGCGACGCCGUCUACAUGAUGGGCGGCUGGAGAGCGGUUGGAUACGAUUGGUUCAGCGUUUCUAAGGUUGAAAAGCUCACCCGUACUGGCACCGCGUGGGAAACUAUGGCCGACAUGCCCUCCCCACGCGGUGACUGCGCCGCCGCUGGUUUGAAAGGCAAGGUGUACGUCGCCGGCGGCUACGACGACGCGACUUUCAACCACACCGUGGGUUUCAAAAAGAAUCUCUACAUGUACGACCCCGCCACGAAUACGUGGACGGAAAAGGCACCGAUGAAACACGAACGCGGCGAUCUUCAACUCGUGGCGCUUGACGACACUCUGCUCGCCAUCGGCGGGGAAAUCAAGCAAGCCCGACCCGACGGUUCGCACGCGAACAUUGUCGCGUCGCACUACGUCGAGGAAUACUUUCCCGAAAAGGAUCAAUGGGAAGAGCGUGCGUACAUCGGUAACGCGCGAUUCCGAUUCGGCGCGGCAAAGUCCGACUGGGGCACGCACGUCUUUGGCGGUUCUCCAGUGUGCCUCGACCCGGUGAACGCCAAUGUGUACACCUAUUGCGACGGCUUGCAAAUGAGCAGUCACGAAGUCUACUUUGAACUCUCUCAUCCGGACGUGUGGGUCAACUACGACGCCGCGCACGAGUUCUAA